Molecule: messenger RNA, 498 nt
Organism: Clonostachys byssicola
Lineage: Eukaryota; Fungi; Ascomycota; Sordariomycetes; Hypocreales; Bionectriaceae
Source: the annotation of a GenBank genome assembly
AUGGCCGAAAUCAACGUGACCCCAGAGAUUCAAAACGCCAGAAUGCCACCAAACCUCUCGCGUGAGGAAAGGAUGGCUUUCAUGGCUAACCAUGUUGAAGCAAUCCAAAAGUUGAAUCCCGAGACCGACAUGAAGCUGGAAACAAAUUGGUGGAAGGCGUCCAUCAACCUUGGCUCCGACAUUGAUUCGUCUGUUCUGACACGUGGGCCUCAGGAAUUUCUUAAUGCCGAGACGAAGAAGAGGGUGAACGAAACAACCAUGAAGAUGUUCCAGCCAGGGGCGGGACUAGACACGGCCAAAGCAGUUCGCGAAGAACUAAAAGAGCUCCUGGUGGGCCAUGAAAAUAUCUAUGAAUCCCUCGAGGCUUCGCUAUUUGCGAAUGAGAAAUCCCUGCUGCAAGCACAAGAGCUCAUUAAGGAGAAGAUCGCCACAGGUGAAUUGCCAUUCCCUGGUGUCGCGGAACAGAAGAGCUUGGGUUCUCAGGAGCCUUCUCAGUAG